Messenger RNA from Pimephales promelas (fathead minnow), 1527 nucleotides. RefSeq names its product eukaryotic translation initiation factor 4ea (gene eif4ea). Gene Ontology annotation, biological process: translational initiation. Lineage: Eukaryota; Metazoa; Chordata; Actinopteri; Cypriniformes; Leuciscidae. Gene Ontology annotation, cellular component: eukaryotic translation initiation factor 4F complex; cytoplasm. Gene Ontology annotation, molecular function: RNA 7-methylguanosine cap binding; translation initiation factor activity. The record is from RefSeq and is a predicted model, not a curated record.
UGCUCCUCAUUCACUCACAUGUGUUCGCUUGAGUUUGGCCAAUCAAAUGGUGUUUUCACACACGGAAAGACCCUUCACAUUUGUAGAAGAUGGCGACUGCUGAACCGAAAAAUUCAACAAAUCCACCAAAUAUAGGAGAAGAAAAAAACGCUGAAAAUACGCAAGUGAUUGUGAGUCUGGAAGAUUACAUUAAACAUCCUCUGCAGAACAGAUGGGCUCUUUGGUUCUUUAAAAAUGACAAAAGCAAAACAUGGCAGGCUAAUCUCCGUCUCAUCUCAAAGUUUGACACAGUGGAAGACUUCUGGGCGUUAUACAAUCACAUUCAGUUAUCAAGUAACUUAAUGUCAGGAUGUGACUAUUCCCUCUUCAAGGAUGGCAUUGAGCCCAUGUGGGAAGAUGAGAGAAACAAGCAGGGCGGCCGCUGGCUGAUCACCCUGUCCAAACAGCAGCGCAGAGCCGACCUGGACCGCUUCUGGUUGGAGACACUUUUGUGCCUUGUGGGAGAAGCAUUUGAUGACCACAGUGAUGAUGUCUGUGGUGCUGUCGUCAACAUCCGAACAAAGGGAGACAAAAUAGCGAUAUGGACGACAGACUACGAGAACAAAGAUGCUGUUGUACACAUAGGGCGUGUGUACAAGGAAAGAUUGGGUGUGCCACCAAAGGUCAUCAUUGGAUUCCAGUCACAUGCUGACACGGCCACCAAAAGUGGUUCCACCACCAAGAAUAUGUUUGUUGCUUAAGGAGCCUUUUAAACAGUGGGUACUUUUUGAUAUUAGCAAGAUUAUUCAUGCUAUAAUUUCAUUUCAGAUGCUGCAACAACAGUCUGAAUCUUUAUCAUAUUCAAAUCUUCAUUGAAAGAGAUAAAACUGUCCUGGGAUCUGACACUAAACAAAUUUAAGGCCUUCAGAUAUUUACAAAACUGUACAGUGUAUAAACGCAGCCACGUUCUAACAAAAAAAAUAAAAAUGUUUCUAUAUAUUAUUAGCAUAUAUUUCGCUUGUGGGGAUGGGAAGUGUAUUCAAUUCAAUUUAUGAAUGUUUUUCUUUUAUAUUCUGUUAAUCUUUUUAUUUUGAGUUGCAGUUACUAAAUCUUAAGUGUAAUUUAUUUAUAUUUUUUUACUCAAUACAUUUGUUUUUGCUUUGGGGUUAAUGUUCGAUUGAUGUGGAGUGGUCAUGAUAUUUCUAAUUACACUAUUAAAACUGUUCUUGUAUUGCAGCUUGAGAAUGUCAACGGUUAAUUCUUUUUAAAGACUUGUAUAAAUCUGUAUUUUUGCAGUCUUGUUCUACAUUCCUCAUGUAAAGUGUUCAAGGCAGUAUUUAGAAAACUGAUCUCCAAUUCUAACAUUUUCCUAAGGGGUUUCAUUGAGUAGCCUGAUAAAACGUAUAUAGAAACCCCUUUCUUGAAAAUGGGUGCUAAUGAAAAUGUAUGGAAAUUGAUUGUAAAUAAAAAUGUACAGUGCAUUGUCUAUAUCCAGUAAAGAGCCUCUGAAAUGCAUAUCUUGAUGAUAAAUAAAAAUCCUUUCUGAGA